Ustilago hordei is the source of this 3192-nucleotide messenger RNA. RefSeq lists its product as uncharacterized. Bases 1 to 3192 code for a protein of 1063 amino acids. Gene Ontology annotation, molecular function: ubiquitin binding; phosphatidylinositol binding. Gene Ontology annotation, cellular component: actin cortical patch. The record is from RefSeq and is a predicted model, not a curated record. Gene Ontology annotation, biological process: endocytosis; actin filament organization; actin cortical patch localization. NCBI's taxonomy places the organism in Eukaryota, Fungi, Basidiomycota, Ustilaginomycetes, Ustilaginales, Ustilaginaceae. The transcript has a single exon.
AUGAAAAAGUUCUUCAAAACAAAGGAGGCAGGGGCCAUCACUCCCUUGCCUCCCACCGGUCCAGCCGCAUCCACCUCCUCUUUCGGAACACCUCGUCCCUUUGAAGAGUAUCAAGCUAGAGUAGCAUCACAGAAUCACCUUCACCGUCCACUCUCUUACCAAAGUGCUUCCGCUUCGUCACGUUCAGGCCGCGGCUCUUCUGACGAGAACGGCUACGCAUACCUUUCGUCCCAGCAGCCACAUCGUCGUAGCCAGCAAUACAGCGCUUCCGAUCCAGCUCAGCAGCAUUCUUCGCCCGUCAACAACCGGCUUGCGCCUCGUGCUGCUCCCGAAAGUGCUUACCAGUCGUACUCAGAUCCUGUCGCAGCUCAACCACAACCUUAUCGAACUCAGUAUGAUCGCAGUGAUCCCUCUGAGUUCGACAGACGCGCCUCUCAGCCGCCUCCAUCAAAGAAUAGUUCCAGGCAACCGUAUCAGCAUCAGCAGCAGCAGCCAGCGCCCGCAAUGACAGCCACGCCUCCACCAAGAUCGCUACGUCCAGCUGACGCUGCACCUCGUCAUCGGCCCAACAACUCGAUGGGUGUAGGUCCUGCAUCUGCUGCCGGCUAUCACAAUCAGAAUGGCUUGCAUCUUCCACCGAACCAUGCAUCUAUGGACUCUGCCUGGGUACAGCGCCACAGAUCAGACGACUACGACGACGACGACAAUGAUGAUGAUGCAGACGGCCGAACUCCUACGGCCGGUGGUGGAGCGCAACGCUCAGCUGCCUAUCCAGUCUACUCAGGUGCAGAAGGAAAGGACGAAGAUGACGGCGAGGUCCUCAUCUCACAGGGCCGAUACGAAGAGACAGUCCUCAAAGAUCCUCCAGGCAAGGAUAAGAAGGGCAAGAAGCUGUUCGGAUUCGCAACCGGCGGUGGCAACAAGGACAAGAAAGCAAAGGACGAACGCGACCGAGCUGCUCUAUCUUCUUCACCCGUCCCACGUGGUAGUCGAGAACGUGUUCACGACGAUGCUGCUGGACUCAUGUCACCUCCUCCUGAUCACCACGCUCACGAUCGUGAUCGCAACAGGGAUAAAGAAGGAGGCUGGAUUGACCGAUGGAAUAAACGUGCGCACCAACAUCAGGAAGCCCGUCUAGCCGAUAAGGAAGCUGAGGAAAUCGUUGCUUCCAAGGUCGGUUGGCUCGCCUCCAGCGCCAAUACUGAGCAAGACUGGAUGCAUAUUCUGCCCCUCAUCGACAUCAUUGCUCAGUCCGAUGCGGCUAGCAAAGAAGCAACACGCGCUUUGCGCAAAGAGUUCAAAUACGGCUCAGUGGAUACCCAGCGACGUGCAGUGAGAAUCUGGGCACUCUUAACGCUCAAUGGCAGCGAUCGAUUCAGACAACAGAUUGCGAGCAAGAAGUUCCUCGAUGCGGUAGAAGACACAAUCGCAUCAAGCAAGACACCGCUGAGUGUCAAGGAGACCAUGUUGAGGGUGCUCGGCGUUCUGGCGUUCGAGUUCAAGGACGAUGUAGACUUGGCAAAUGUGACAAAGUGCUGGAACAAGGUCAAGCCAAAUGAUAGGCGGAAAGAUGGCGAGCCACUUGAGGAUGAUCUGUUCGAGUUUAGAUUGCCUCAACCACGCCAUGCUGAGAUGCAGCAGCAGCAGCAGCCGCAGGGGCAACAGCACCAAGGUCGAAUGCGAGGCUCGGCACCCAGUAGCACUGAAGCUCUCCGCAACGCUUACCUUGGUGACCACGGAAACGAGUACACUUCACAACGUCGGUCAUCAGCGACGACUCUGCCACUACCACCACCACCACCGCCAACUCAACAGCAGCAGCCUUGGUCACACCCUCACCCGCAUCAGGACCCUACCACCAAUCACUGGCCUCACACCGCACCCGCCAUGGAACAUCGAGCCAGCAACGACAAUAACGGCCCAGACAUCGUCUCCAACCUUGAAGCAGCCGCAGCAUCGAUGGACAACCGAUCCGCUUCGUAUCAAAGUUUCGAUACUAGCAACUCUUCUCAUCGAGUUUUACACGAGAUUGUCGCCCACGACGAAGAUGUCCGACGACUGCAGGAAGAGUUCCAUAUUGCACGAAGCAAUGCCUCUGUUUUGCUGGAUACGCUUCUGCAUGAGGGACUGCAUGCAGAGACGGUGGAAUUGGUGGAUGAGUUCUACAACAAGGUUGUCAUGUCACAGGAUGUGAUUGCAAGUCAGAUUCCUUGGGCUUCUGCACAAGCGGAUCGAUCAAAAGAGCGGGCUAAUGUGGGUGAUAGGGAGACUCGCGAAGAAAAGUUGCUAGCGGACUUGCUGGACGCACAUGACAGAACAAGUGAAGCGAUAAGAGCGGUCGAUGAGGCAAGGAGGCGGAUCAAAGAGGAGGAAGAGGAAUUGCGAGUGACUGAAAGAAGCAAAGUCGAGGUGAGGUUGGAUAGGAGUGCUCUUGUGCAAAACUCUUCCGGCGACUUGUACGAGAUGGGUGGUAGAGGUAGAGCAGGGUUGUUGGAUGUCGAUGAUGAGGGUAAGCAGGAGGGAGGAUCUAGGAGUUCUUCUCCUUCGAAGCCUUACACCGGAAGCAAUCCAUCCAGCAGUUUCAGCAUACCACCCUCAUCCACGAUGAACGGUGCUGCUGCUGCUGCUGCUGCUGCUGCUAGAGUCUCACGUCCCCUCCCGGUGCCUAGAUCAGACCAUUCUUCAUCAGCAGACAGUACCAGAAUUCGAUCAGCUCAAUCUCCUAUCCAUGGUCCUGGUCUUGUUCCUCCUGCACUCCCUCCACACCCUACCGUUACAAAAACAGCCUCAUCCACCGCAUCGAACUCGCUCAGCGGCUCCACUCAUUCUCGGUCUUGUUCCCAAUUCGCACUCAGCCCAUCCAACCGUCAUCCUCCGGGAAGUUUGUCCACUUCACCCGGUCGAUCCCUACCUCUUACGCCGAACCUUAACAUCAGCACCAACACCACCAACAAUGUCGCAGGAAUGCAGGGUAAUGAGGAGGAGGACGAUCUUCAAACCCCCGUCGUUCCAAGCGAAAAAGCACUAGGUAAAAGAAGGGCUAUUUCGGUCAGAUAUCCUACUCCACCGCCCAGACCUCCUGCGAAUGGAGAUCAGGGUCCGCCUGCACUGUCCGCGCAUCCCAACAGCAGGAAUAGUGGUGGGGUGAACGGAGCUGUUGGCGGUAUUGGCGGGCUACGCAUUGGUCAUUAG